Messenger RNA from Phyllostomus discolor (pale spear-nosed bat), 7154 nucleotides. It is a transcript of the gene SKIL, whose product is annotated as SKI like proto-oncogene. NCBI's taxonomy places the organism in Eukaryota, Metazoa, Chordata, Mammalia, Chiroptera, Phyllostomidae. Gene Ontology annotation, cellular component: nucleus. The transcript is spliced from 7 exons. Gene Ontology annotation, molecular function: RNA polymerase II cis-regulatory region sequence-specific DNA binding; DNA-binding transcription factor activity, RNA polymerase II-specific; SMAD binding. Gene Ontology annotation, biological process: negative regulation of BMP signaling pathway. The coding region runs from base 930 to 2984 and encodes 684 amino acids. The record is from RefSeq and is a predicted model, not a curated record.
GCGCGCGUUGCCGCCGCUGGCUCCGUUCCUCUUCCCUCCCCCUCCGCGCCGCCCUUGCUCUCCCCCGGGCGGCCGGAGACGGCGGCGGCGUCUGCGGGAAGCCGUGUGUCUCCGCAGUGACGUGGGCGGGCCGAGGGCUCGGUGACGUCAGAGGGCUGUGUGUAGCGAUGUGUGUGGGGUUCGGAGCCGAGCCGGCACAGCUGAAGGGAGCGGGCGAGCGGCGGCGGCGGUGGCGGCGGGCACAGAUUAAUUAAAAGAAGAAUGAACAGCAGUUCUUGAAAAUAACUGGGCAAUUUUUCUUUAAAUCAUCUUUAAUUGUAGAAGUUCAAGUGGAGUCAGAGGCUCUUAUUGGUGGGAGAAUUUAUACAAGCCUUCAGUUUGUCAACACAGACCAACAGAUCAUCACUUUUAGAGAAGAUAUUUUUUUUCCUUUUUUGGGGUCUCUGUGCCAAAAAUUAAAUUUGGGUGCAUCAUUUUUAUGUGUUUGUGUCUAGGUUUUAUGUGCAAGUAAUCUUACGAACUUUCCACUUGCUUUGUUAAAAGCAAACCAAACCAUUGCAUCGAACCUGGAAACCUUGAGAGAACUGGUAACUUUAUUUUAAUACAUAUUUCUGAAGAAUUUAAAAAAAAACGAAGGCUUCCUCAGAGGUGUGCCUCUUAAAAUUCUCUUAUCAGAGACAAAUUUUAUAGCAUUUGCAGUGAAAUUAACUAGAGUAUAAGCGUAGAACCAAAACAGCUGCAAAACCUGUUGAGUAAUUUAGGAUCUCUCUUUGGAAAUUUAAAUUUUCUAUGAGUUACCAUAGAAAUUUUAUGUAACUUACCAUACAUAAGUUACCAUACAUAUUGGUAUACAUUACUCUUUUCCAAAUACGCAGCUAAAUAACAAUGCAAGUGUCAGACUCACUUAUUUAACACAAUAGUUUUUACCAAUGGAAAACCUACACACAAAUUUCUCCUUGGUUCAAGGCUCAAAUAAAAAAAUGAAUGGGAUGGGAGGUGAUGGCAGCCCUCCAGUGAAAAAAAGGAUGACAGACAUUCAUGCAAAUGGAAAAAUGUUGAUAAACAAGAUGCCAACAGUAAAGAAGGAACACUUGGAUGACUAUGAAGCGCCGAUGGAAACUGAUGGAGAGCAUGUCAAGCAAACCUGUACCUCGAUGCCUGAACCUCUUCAUUUAAAUCCCAGUUUGAAACAUACUUUGGCGCAAUUCCAUUUAAGCAGUCAGAGCUCUCUGGGUGGACCAGCAGCAUUUUCCGCUCGGUAUUCCCAAGAAAACAUGUCACCUGUAUUUCUGCCUCUUCCAUCUCCUCAGGUUCUUCCUGGUCCACUGCUCAUCCCUUCUGAUAGCUCCACAGAACUCACCCAGACUGUGUUGGAAGGGGAGUCUAUUUCUUGUUUUCAGGUUGGAGGAGAAAAGAGACUCUGUUUGCCCCAAGUCUUAAAUUCUGUUCUCCGAGAAUUUUCACUCCAGCAAAUAAAUACAGUGUGUGACGAAUUGUACAUUUAUUGUUCAAGAUGUACUUCAGACCAACUUCAUAUCUUAAAGGUCCUGGGAAUACUUCCAUUCAAUGCCCCAUCCUGUGGGCUGAUUACAUUAACUGAUGCACAGAGACUAUGUAAUGCUUUAUUGCGGCCACGCACUUUUCCUCAAAAUGGUAGCAUACUUCCUGCUAAAAACUCAUUGGCUCAGUUAAAGGAAACUGGCAGUGCCUUUGAAGUGGAACAUGAAUGCUUGGGCAAAUGUCAGGGUCUGUUUGCACCCCAGUUUUAUGUUCAGCCUGAUGCUCCGUGCAUUCAGUGUCUGGAGUGCUGUGGAAUGUUUGCGCCCCAGACUUUUGUGAUGCAUUCCCACAGAUCACCUGACAAAAGGACUUGCCACUGGGGCUUUGAAUCAGCCAAAUGGCAUUGCUAUCUUCACGUGAACCAAAAAUACUUAGGAACACCUGAAGAAAAGAAACUGAAGAUAGUUUUAGAAGAAAUGAAGGAGAAGUUUAGCAUGAGAAAUGGAAAGAGAACUCAAUCUAAGAUAGAUUCACCAUCAGGAAUGGAAUUACCGUCAUGGUAUCCUGUUAUAAAGCAGGAAAGCGACCAUGUUUCUCAGACACAUGCAUUUUUACACCCUAGCUACUACUUAUACAUGUGUGAUAAAGUGGUUGCCCCAAAUGUGUCACUCACUUCUGCUGUAUCCCAGCCUAAAGAGGUCACAAAGACAGAGGCAAGUAGAUCCAUACCAAGACAGUCAGAGAAGCCCCACAGUAGUGGGAAACAUCACAAAACAGUGUCUUAUCCAGAUGUCUCACUGGAGGAACAGGAGAAAAUGGAUUUAAAAACAAGCAGAGAAUUAUGUAACCGUUUAGAUCCAUCAAUCUCAAAUAAUUCUGUAAGUAAAAAGAAACCCGAGUCUACCACUUGCAACUCAAUCAGAGACACAACCAAGGUGGGAAUUGACCAUGAUGCUGCAGCUUCAUCUUCAUCUCCACUUCCUGUCAGAGAUGUCAUUUGUGAGGACGAUAAGGGAAAAAUCAUGGAAGAAGUAAUGAAAACUUAUGUAAAACAGCAGGAAAAAUUGAACUCCAUUUUGCAGAAGAAGCAACAACUUGAGAUGGAAGUUGAAAUGUUGAGUAGUUCAAAAGCAAUGAAAGAACUCACUGAAGAACAGCAAAAUUUACAGAAAGAGCUUGAAUCUUUGCAGAAUGAACAUGCUCAAAGGAUGGAAGAAUUUUGUGUUGAACAGAAAGACUUAGAGAAAAAAUUAGAGCAGGUAAUGAAGCAAAAAUGUACCUGUGACUCGAAUUUAGAAAAAGACAAAGAAGCUGAAUAUGCGGCACAGUUGGCAGAGCUCAGACAGAGACUGGACCAUGCUGAGGCUGACAGACAAGAACUCCAAGAUGAACUCAGACAGGAACGGGAGGCAAGACAGAAGUUAGAGAUGAUGAUAAAAGAGUUAAAGCUGCAAAUUUUGAAAUCAAAGACUGCUAAAGUAUAGAAACCUUUAAAGAGAUUCAUCUGUAUGUUCUGACAGAGUUUAUUUUUGUUUGUUUGCUUUGCUAGUUGAAUUCUGAACAAUUUACCUGCAUGAAGAUAAUUAGGCAUUCUAUCCAUUUGUAGAUCAGAGAAAGUGAAGAGAUUAUAUAUUAGUACAUAAAUUUUUACAUUUCCAAAUGAAUGAAAAUGUAUGUUUCUUUGUACUUUUUCCCCAAACAGCUUAGUAACAAUACUCUGUUUCAACUAUUAGAUAAUCUGCCUAUAUUUCUAGUGCAAAUCUAACAGUUGUAAGAUUACAACUUCUUGAAAGCUGCAUUGAGUGAUAGAAAAUAGUUGUGAGUUUUGUUACCCAUAUUUCAGACUCAAGUUUAGGUACAAUGGUGGCAUCAUAUUUCAAAUAUAUAGAAAUAUUCAAGGAGUUGAAUCUCCAUUGUUUUCAUUAACACAAUCUUUUUUGAUACACUAUACUCAUUAUUAUAUGCAAGAUUUGUUUUUAUCUUAUUCAUAUUGUGGAAUGAAUUUCUGUUCUCUACUUUUUAAAGUUUUAUGAGAGAGAUUUUAUCAAAAAAAGAAUUUUAGUGGUGAGGUUAUGGCACACCCAUGGACAUAAUGGGGAAGGAUAAUAUGCUUCAUUAUAAUCCCGCUGCUAAACAGAAGAGGCAGUUGUAAUUUUUUUUUUAAUAUGGUUAUAUUUAGAUUUUUUUUAACACAGAAACUUCAGGAGAGGGAAUAAAUGUAAAAAUUUCUGGACUUCUGUUUAUGUUGUUAAUAGUGGUGUUGAAAUGUUACUGUUCUUGAGAAAAACUGAUACCAUCGAUGUACAUCAGUUUUUAUACAAUUCAUAAUCUUCCUGUACAGUUUUUAUAUGUAGUUAUGGGGCUUACUGAAAUUUAUAUAAUGGACUUGUUUUCCUUGAUGCCUUUGUUUUCCUUUAAAUUGUAAAAUAUUAAACUCCUUGAAGGUUAUUUUUGACUUUUGUAUGUUUAAAUGUUAAGUCUUAUCAAAAUUUGCACAAAUGGACCAUUUCAAUUACUACUUAAUGUCAAAAUCAGGAAUUUAUAGUCAACUGAUAUAGUUUAUGAUAGAUUAAUAUAGGGAAGUUUAGUUAUCUGCUACUAAAAGAUUUUUAGAUAAUUUUUAGAAGACAGGAAUCACAUAGUUUGGGAGAAGGGCAACAUCUGCACUUUUUUUUUUGCACAGAAAAGUGUCGUCCUUUAAUGACAAAAUUUGGUAUUUGUUAAUUCUUGGCUUAGAAGGUAUUAGGUAAAAUUUUUAGUAUGCAUUUUUUAAAGGCAGUUUCCUGAAGCUACAAUUGAUACUAUUAUCCCAUGAUUUUUAUGUUCUCAUGUUCUUGCCUAAGGUACUAAAUGAAAUUACUUGAGAGCUGAAUCUAUUUUUAAAAUAAGCUAGUCUUACAUACUAUUCCCCACAUACGUAAUAGGUACUGUAAUGGUAUAGAACUUCAAAACCCAGUAGGUUAUCACCUAACAAGUUAUUUUCAUGUUUUGCUUAAUGGUACUAGUGUAUCCUAAAAGAAUUCUCAAAGUAUAGUUUUUCACUAGAAUGUGAUCUAAAUGUGCAUUUCCUGUUUGACAUUUAGAUUUUACUGUAUUAAUCCUGCAAUUUAAUUUGUUGAUUUUUGGAAUCUCCUCAAGGAGGAACAAAUGUUUAAAAAAUGAUGUACAGGAGCAAUGUUUAAAAUAACACACCUUUAUUUAGAUACGCAGAAAGAAAAAUCAAGGACAUUCUAUGAUAAAGUUUCAUUUUGGUUGUGAAUUAGUUGUGUCACAGCUAAGCUUUUUGGGAGACAAACUUAAGCCCCUAUAAUUUCAUUUAUUUUUCUAAUUCACUCAAGAUCUUCCUAGUUAUGUUAUUUAGUAAACGAUAAGCUUACUUAAUUUUCAACCCACAAUUUCUAAAUUGCUUAAUCUUUGAAAUGUUACUUUAAAAUUCUAAGCAGUGCUUAAACACCUUUGAAUUAUCAUAAACUCUUAAUUUAGAAUUGAGUGAAAUAUUUUUUCUACUCCUUCCCAUGAUGAAAACUUGUCACAUGAAAUUGUGUAGUCAUUUUCCCAAAGAUACAUUGAUGUUGCCAUAGAUUUCUGUCUAACUUCCUUGAGAAUAGUUUUUUAGUCAAUUGUAAAUAUACCUAUUCUAGUGAAAAGUAAUUUUAAGUUAAAUUGCACCACAUAGCUUGAGAUUACAGAGAUUUUUGUAGUACUUUAAAAGUGGCCUCUGCUAAAUUAUCUUACCCUUACAAACUUUUCUAUUCUUUGCAUGCUCAUUUUGUGUGUUGAUUGCUAUCUUAAAGUUUGUUUUGGUGUUGCUUUUGUGUGCUAUUCAUUAGGCAAGCAGAUUUUUCCUCAGAUUUUAUAAUAUUCUUCUUGGGAAAAAUAUGAAAAUAUUAACUUUAAAAAGCUGCAUUAAAGGAAUGGCCUAUCAGAGUGCUGGAGCAUCUUUAGAAGGAAGAAAAUAUAGAGUAUUAGCUUAGGGGUGAUAGGUGAUGUUUAACUUGGGUGAUCACAGUUCCUGUACUCUGACCUUUAUGAGGAAAAGAAACAAAAUCUAUAAAGGUAGUAAAUGUAAAAUCUGCUGUCAUUGAGGAAGCUCCAAACCACCCUGAUUUCACAAAUUAAUUUUUAAUGCUAUGAAAGGAUUUGACCAACAACAUAAGUUUGGCUUGUGAUUUAGUUUUGUAAAGCAUAUUCUUUUGCUUGAAUUUCUGUGUCCAUGAAAAUUAGGAUGUUUUAUGCUUCUUGAACUAAUUUUAUAGCAUAUUUAAUAUAUUACUAGUUGGAAUAGAAAAUCAUUUGUACAUAUCGAAUUACAAACCAGUUACUAAAGUAGGUGAAAUAGACUGAGUACAAUAUAUGCAGGUUCUUCAUUUAUUAGAAGUGACAGAACAACCAAUGUAUCUGCAUACCUGUGGACUCUGAAGGAAAGUGAAAUGAUAAACGAGCAAUAUGAAACAUGCUCAAGAUAUUUCCCUAAAAUCAAUUGGAAAGCUGGUGAUGAAGGUUUUUGAUCAGCUUCUAAAAUUUUCUUCUCAAUGAAAAGACUGUGUUUUGAUUGCUUAAGGAAGAAUCCUCAUUUUUAUUUGCUUUUAUACAUUUAAUCUGCACGGCAGGACAUGAAAAAUAUAAUGACAAGUUGUGCUUAUACUGUACAUCUGUUUCUGUGCUUGGAACUACUUGUUAAUAGUUUUUAUUGAACCUGUCAGCAAUAAGGGACACAGUGGGAUUGAAUGAUUUAAACAGCUUAAUUUUUACUAGUAUAGAAUACUUAAGCAUUUCCAUUAUUGGAAAAAUUUAUAUAGGUAUUCUACAAUGUAUCUUGUUUAAAAGGACAGUCUUUUUUAAAAUAUCAAUUUUAAAUGGCUUUAAACUACAUAAUGCAAUUGGGGCUUGUUUUUUUUGUUUGUUUUUUAGUAAUAGAAUUAAAUGUCUUAUAUAGUGCUACUGUUUUUGAAUUAGAAAGUGAUCAAAUGUAAACACUGAAAUUUAAAAGUUAAGCCCAGAAAACAAAAUAGGGUAUUAAAUUCAUUGAAUGUAAAAGAAAUUUAUGAUUUUCUUCAAUAUACAUACCUCACUUGAAAAUAAAGCACAGCAUACUUAAAGUAGUUCUAGUAAAAAAAGUCCUACUAAAUUGCUAAAUUUAGGACACCUUGUGGGAAAUUAUAGUUAGGGAAAAAUAAAAUAUACUUACUCUUAACCAUCCUGUUAUACAUAUUUGUUUAUCCUCAUAAUUUUAAGCCAACAUAGUAGUCCUAAAUUAUUUCUGAAUUUUUUAAUCUGUGAAGGCAGUAAAUGAAAUUACCUGUUCUGCAACUGUUAAAUUGUUGACUACAUUGACCAUAAAUUCAUUAUAAAAUUUUGCCAAUGAUGUACAGUUUUAUGGUUAAAAUUGCUGUGGUUGGUUGUAUUACAUGACACAAAACUGUCCUCUACCUCACGUGAAAUAAAAUAUUUUAUAUGGUUUUACUAUAAAACAAGACUCAUCUAUCUGGUCACUUAGUUUACAAAUUUUGAAUUAUAUUUAUUGAAACAUGACAUACUGUGCUCUUAGCUUAUACCUCAAUUGUAUUUUGUGCUGUUUUCCAUUUUCAUGCCUUGUAAAUAACUUGUACAGAUUGUGGAUUAAAUUCCAAAUAAAAACUUUUAAUGCCAAUAAA